This is a messenger RNA of Lathyrus sativus (Indian pea), 450 nucleotides long. The record is from the annotation of a GenBank genome assembly. NCBI's taxonomy places the organism in Eukaryota, Viridiplantae, Streptophyta, Magnoliopsida, Fabales, Fabaceae.
AUGGCCACGGAAAAGGAGGAUAUGUGGUUAUGGAAAGGAGGAGGCGAGAGCGAUUUUUCUGUUUGUUGCUGCUAUGACUUGUUGUUGGAGGAUCGGUCGUUUCAAGCAUUGGAUGAUGUGAUGGAUUGUGCCAUGAAGAUUUUAUGGAAUGCUAAAAUUCCAUCAAGGAUACAGAUUUUCAUUUGGAUAGUUUUAUGGGACAGAAUCGCAACGAAGCAUCAGCUGUCGAAAAGGGGAGUAAUCGAGGUUAGUUCAGGUUUGUUAUGCGGAGGAUGCGACAACUCUGUCGAAACUUCUACUCAUUUGUUCUUCGGUUGUGAGUUUGCUAAUAAUGUUUGGAGUGAAAUUGAGAAUUGGCUGGGAAUCGAAGUGAUUAGAUGCUCAACUAAUGCAGCUUUCUUUAUUAGUUUCGAGAAUUCUUUGAAGAAGGUGUGUCGUAGUGGUGGUUGA